Molecule: messenger RNA, 2608 nt
Organism: Spathaspora passalidarum NRRL Y-27907
Lineage: Eukaryota; Fungi; Ascomycota; Pichiomycetes; Serinales; Debaryomycetaceae
Exons: 1
Coding region: 22-1212 (396 amino acids)
Biological process (GO): protein K48-linked deubiquitination
Cellular component (GO): cell periphery; cytosol
Molecular function (GO): cysteine-type carboxypeptidase activity; cysteine-type deubiquitinase activity; K48-linked deubiquitinase activity
Source: RefSeq, a predicted model, not a curated record
ACUCCUACCCACUAACAACACAUGCCUGAUCUGGUCAAAUUUAAUAUCAAGCUUGUAAAAUGGUCAUUAGACUACGAUAGUUCUGAUUCCAAUGAUCUAAUAUCUACUCCUAUUGUGUUGCAAGACAAAAAUGGACCAUGCCCCUUGAUUGCUCUUAUCAAUACCCUUAUGUUAAGUAAUGAUUUGAACUUAAGUCGUCUGGACUAUAUCCCAUCCAAUCAAGCCAAGAGUGACGCCAUCUUGCAUUUCAAACUGGUAUUGCUCCAACAUGAAUCGGUGGCUAUCGAAUUGGACUUGUUGUUAAAACAUCUUGGUGAUUUACUUUUGGAGUUCACCCAAGACAAUAAGUCGGGGUUGCGCUUUGAAAUUGACCAAUUGUUAAAUAGUUUACCCUUGUUACAUACUGGAUUAACUGUUAAUCCUAAUUUGAUCAAUGGUGAAUUUAAUCCCGAGGACUUGUCAACUAGCUUGUUUACCGUGUUUGAUUUGAAGUUUAGACACGGCUGGGUUAUAAACCAAAUUGAUAAUGAAAAUAUCGAAUGGAACGAAGAAGCAGCUCCCCAGGAGGGAUCUCUGAGUUCUCAUGCCGACAAUUACGCCCAAGUUGUAGAAUUAUUUAAUGAGUUGCAAACAUUUGAUAGAAUUCAGGAUUAUCUUUUAUUAGACUCCACCAAAGAUCCUAAACUUGCUCAUAAUCAAACACUUAUUCAUAAAUGGUUAGACUUGAACCGAACUCAACUAACGAGAAUUGGAUUGGAUAAGUUGAAUUUAUGCUUAGUCAAUGAACAGUUUGUGGUCUUGUUUAGGAACAAUCAUUUCAGUACCAUGUUCAAGAAAUCAGAUAAGGAAUUCUACGUGCUUAUAACCGACACUUCGUUCCAAACUUCAAAAUCAUCUUCGAAAAUCAUUUGGCAGAGUUUGAAUUCGAUUUCUGGUAAUGAUGAUUUGUUCUUUACCGGUGAUUUCUUGCCUGUGUUGAAUGUAGAUCAGGAACCUCAAGAACAGUACGACACGGACUAUUUAUUAACCAAACAAUUGCAAGAAGAGGAAGAUGAAGCAUUAGCUAAAAGAAUGCAACAAUCUUACGACAAAAAAUUAGUAAAAUCUGAAAACCAGGCAAAAGAACAAAAGACUCCUACGCCUGCCCCCAAACCUAUUGCAAAAGAUGCCCCCAAGAAAAAGAAGAAAAAGAGUGUAUGUGUAAUUGUUUAACUUUUUAUUAGAUACAUUUAGAAAUAUAGUACAAUCUAUUUAGUCUUCUUCUGCUUCAUUGAAUUCAUCACUAACAUCUUUAUCAGAAUCUUCAUCUGACUUGGCAUCUUCAUCUUCUUCUUCCUCCUCUUCUUCUCCUUCAUAUUCCAUAGGAUCAAAUUCACUUCUGAUAUUAUCCAUUCUCUUUAGUUCAUUAGUAGUUGGUUCUCUCAACUUGAAGUUUAUACCAUCCAAAGUACUAUCUCUCAAGAAUCUAUUAAUUUCACUGUUAGUUGAAGCUCUAUGUUUCUUUAAGUCAAUUUUACCAGCAAUUGGAUAGAAAUAAGCAACUUUUCUCUUCUUGGUACCUUCUUCAGGGAUAAACUUUAUUCCUAAUUCUUCAGUUUCCCUCUUGUUUCUUUGGAACUUCAUAUCAUAAUUCUUGACAUAUUUAAACUUGUAUUCUUCUAAAACAUCUUCUUCUUCGUCCAACAAGUUGACAGGUCUUUCUCGUUCAGUUGAUUUCAAUCUCUCAUUUAAUUCACUAGCUUUCUUUUCAUCUUUAACUUGGAAUAAAGAAAUCCAUUCACCGUCAUCAGAAGUGAUUGGUUUAAGAAUACUUGAUUCAAGGGAAUCACGAACAAACUUCUCAUUAAACUUGUUUCCUUGUGUACGCUUCAACAUUUCAAUUUCUCUGUGAAUAGAAGCUGAUCCGGUAAACUUAACCAUAAGGAAUUUAUUAUCCAUCAUAGAAGUAUCCGGUAAUAAUGGCCAUACAUCCACAGCACGUAAAUGUUUCUUUUUUGGAUGACGAAUCUUAUCAAAGUUAACCAAAGACUCUUGUGCCUUGUCAAAAGUAUCUUCAACGGCCUUCAACUGGCUAUCAGCAUCCAUCAUUUCUUCUUCCUCGGCAAUCUUCUUAACUCUAGUAGUUUCCUUCUUUUGAAGCUCGUCAACGGCUCCACCUUUACUGCUUGGUCUAGCCUCACUCAUAUACUCAGUACGUCUAAGGAAACUAACCCCUGGUUCUGAUUUAGAAAUCUUACCAAUCCCAGCAUCUCGUAAAAGAGCUCUAUCCUUGGGAUGUAAUUGAAUAUUUCCCGUCUUACCACUAAUAACUGAAUCAUUGCCUAAAUCCAAGAAUCCGGAAUUGUCGAUUAAAUUCAAUCCCAUCCCAUAAAAAUCAUCAACUUGAGCUAACAAACUUUGGAAGUUCUCCUUACGGAACAAACUACUCAUUAACUGUUCCCCUUCGACUUUCGAAGAGGUAGUUUCGGUCGUAUUGUAAGCAAUGAAUUUGGGAUUUAAUGGUGGGGGUGGUAAAUUGUUUGUGUAUCGUACUUUGGCUAUAUAAUCUUGCCUUGUAGGUUUGGAUGAUGAUGGUUGUGACAUGAUUGAUGAUUAUAUGAUGGUUCGU